AUGGCCUCCGCCGGUGACCCCGCCGUCCCUGGCCACUUCAACGACGACGAGGAUCUCCUCGACGACGAGGAAUUCUCCGAUCACGAUGAAGACGACUCCGCCUCCUCCGCCGCCCUCGCCGUCGAUCGUCAUCCCCCAUCCACCUCCGACGCCCAGGUCACGAUCGCCGUCCCCGGAAUCCCCGAUCCACACCUGAGCCGCCGCCGCCACCAGCAGCAGCAGCAGCAGCAGACGCUGGAAAUCGUCAUCGCCAAAAGGCAGGUCCCACCGGACGAGUCCCGCAAGCUCUUCCAGCGCCUGUGGACUGAUGAGGACGAGAUCGAGCUGCUACAGGGGUUCCUCGACUACACAAGCCUGCACCGUGGGCCCCACGGCUCCUCCCAGCAUCAUCACGACACCACCGCCUUCUACGACCAGAUCAGGAGCAAAUUCCAGCUCGAUUUUAACAAGAAUCAGCUCGUCGAGAAGCUCCGGCGCCUCAAGAAGAAGUACCGGAACGUCGUCAACAAGUUCGGCUCCGGCAAAGAAUACACCUUCAAGAGCCCCCACGAACAGGCCACCUUCGAAAUCUCGUCCAAGAUCUGGGGCAAUCCCCCUGCGGUCAACGUCAACGUCUCCUCCUCUGCCUUCCCCAUCACCGCUGUCCCCGUCCCAAUCCCCAUCGAGGAUGAAGACGAUGACCUAAACAACCCUAAUUUUGCAGAUUGCCAGAGCCCCAACCUUAAUGGUAUCGACAUAAACAGCAAAACCCUACGGCCCAAGAAGAGGAGCCGAGCUGGCAUGGUGAAAAUGGAGGAAAGACAACAACUUGCCUCCAUUGGUAAUGUCAAUAAUUACACUCAGGCAACGCCAACUGUGCCUGCUCAGGGAGUAGCCGGAUCUUUGUCAAGUGUAAUUGAAGAGACUGUGAGGAGCUGUUUGUCUCCCAUAUUCAAGGAGCUGCUGAGCAAUUCAAUGAACUCCAAUCACAGUCCACACGGGCUGUACUGUGGGCAGCAUGUGUAUGAGCUGACGCGAAGCUCACUGCCAUUAGGUUUUGCGGCGGCCAAUGAGAGGUGGAGGAAGCAACAUAUAUUGGAGUUGGAGGUAUUCUCCAAGCGGCUGGAGUUGUUGCAGGAUCAGAUAAGAGAGCAAUUGGAGGAGCUUAGGUCCAUGGGGAAUUAA
Striga asiatica is the source of this 1164-nucleotide messenger RNA. NCBI's taxonomy places the organism in Eukaryota, Viridiplantae, Streptophyta, Magnoliopsida, Lamiales, Orobanchaceae. The record is from the annotation of a GenBank genome assembly.